AACAAACAAUUCUUCCAACUCUAUUUUUUUCGCCAUCAUUGCGAAUGUUUGUUUUAGUAGCUGAUUUUGAAAUACUCAAACUAAAUUUACAAAUAAUGAGAGGACAUGAUUCUUCUUCAAUCACGUGAAUCGAUCUUGAAGAAUAAGAAAAGUAAUUUCGACUUCUUAACAAUACUUCAUAUCGCACUCCUUCUCUCAUUAUUGCCAAAUUCAAUCCUUUCAUUCGGUUUGCCCACCACAGCAGUAGAUUAUGAAACAGACAACUUCAUCGAGUUACGACUCCAUAACAAAUUUUUUGUCGAUAAAAGUUUACUCAUAGAAGAACUUCUACAAUACCAUGGAAGCAUCUAUGCUCAAACCGUCGCCAGGCCCCCCGGUUGGGGUAAAAGUAUCAAUCUUCACAUGUUGGAAAAAUUCUUCGAGAUAGAAGUAGACGAAAAAGGCAACCUCUUACCUAAAGACAAAACCAUCAAUGACAAGCUUUUCUUGGGAGGUACGAUUGCUCCAAGUUCAAAUGAACCCAAACAUCUCGAACCUUUAAGAAUAUCGAAAUCCUCGAACGCCACGAAACAUCUAGGGAAACAUCCAGUUAUAUUACUCAGAUUGAAAAAUGCCACAGGGAAAAAUUACGCAGAAAUGGAAACGAAUUUAAAAGCUUGCGUCGUACAAGCAUUCGAACGUCACAAAUACUUGACGUAUUCCUCGAAAAUUACUAAUAAGGGAAAAUUCGAGAAAUAUUUGAAAGGAGAUUUCCAUUCCAAAGAGCUACAAAAUAGUUUACAUUUCUUAGGAUUAAAGCUUUGGGAGCAUUUCGGCCAAUAUGUGAUCGUAUUAGUUGACGAUUACGAUAUCCCACUGGUCAACGCUUAUUCGGAGUUCAAAAAAGAGGAUUCGCGAGACUCGGACAAAAUUAGGGAGUUGCUCAGGUACAUGCUCAGUGCAGCCAGAAAAAGAACCAGUUCAGGUACUACACCUGCAGACAAUAAUCCAAAUACAACCUUCCGAAAUAGCUUAACUCUUGGUCAAGAUCAAACCCUAAACACAGCUUUCCUCACAGGCGUACUUGAUUUAAUAUUCGAGAAUCUCAAAGAAAAACAUUUUUUUGAAUUCCUCAAAGUGCAUACCCUUUUUGACGCACAGUUCUCGAAAUUCUACGGUUUCACCGACGAAGAAGUGAAACAAUUAUUGACCAAAGUACCCGAAGGACAAGUGAACCCUUACACAAUGAAACUUUAUUACAACGGAUACCCUUAUACGUUCCAACGUCAAGAAAAACUUCAUUUCUACAAAUCGAUCUCGGUAAUGAGGUGUUUAUUCGCAAAAAGAUCAGAAUACCCGCAUUACCCAUUCGAACUGAAUAUCGGCCUAAUUCGCAAUAUUCUUUCAUCGAAUGAAAUGCAAGAAUUUGUGCAAUCGAUGAUCGCGAAUCGUAGCGAAUGGCUGGGCGGUUACCAGUAUACAACUUCGGAAAUACGGAUGAAAAGGACCAUACCCGAUGUGUUAUCCGAUCACCUGACGAUAUUGAUAUUUUACGGAUUCCUAAGUUCUCGUAAACCUAACAUAGCCUCGUACGAUAAUGAUCCUAAUGUUGGAAUACCUAACAUAGAAAUGCGAAGUGUUUACGAAGCCCAUCUAUUCGAAUGGGUGUAUAAUAAAUUCAACACCACUACAGGAAAUUUUCUUGCAUUUAGUAACCUCCUGUACACGGGUAAUAAAACAGAAUUUGCGAAAUCUUUACAAGAAUACAUUUCUAAAGCGAGUGAAUUCAUUCGAAGCAGCGAGUACAAUGCUAAAAUAUCCUACGAUGGUUUCAUGCUGGCUUUGAAGACGUCGAUGACCAAUGCAUCUCACGAAGCGCAGGAUAUAAAAGAAAAUGGAGAUACACGUGACAUAAAUGAUAUUCUUUUGACACCAAGACCGCAUAUGAAAAAAGUUGCCAUAGCUAUUCGCUAUAAAGUGAUCAACGAAGAGAACGAUUUAUCAUCAGUAGCAGAAGCUGAACUUGGACAAAUUAAUCAAGAGUACAUGAACGGGACUGUUUUGGAAACGAUGUAUUAUCCCCGGGUUGAAAAAUGUUUCAAAAUAGGGAUUGCCUUUUGUGGCGAUAAGGUUGAGGUACGAUUUGAGAUUAGUGAAAAAAAGAAUCUCACAAAGACCUUAGACUGAAUUUGCAAAUCUAGUCCAAUUUAAACUUUUUAAUUUGAUUUUUCUGUAUUCAUGUAAUCCUAAAAAUACUUUGUGAGUUGUGAUUA
Planococcus citri (citrus mealybug) is the source of this 2252-nucleotide messenger RNA. RefSeq lists its product as uncharacterized. Bases 106 to 2166 code for a protein of 686 amino acids. The transcript has 2 exons. The record is from RefSeq and is a predicted model, not a curated record. Lineage: Eukaryota; Metazoa; Arthropoda; Insecta; Hemiptera; Pseudococcidae.